Molecule: messenger RNA, 420 nt
Organism: Cinara cedri
Lineage: Eukaryota; Metazoa; Arthropoda; Insecta; Hemiptera; Aphididae
Source: the annotation of a GenBank genome assembly
AUGGUGGGAUGGCAGGGUAGUCUCGUAUGUACAAAACCUUGUGCGUGUUGGGCAGGUCAAGUCGUCAACGGCGGUGGCAGGGAUCGUUUCGGAUCGAUACUAUCCGUCUGCAGGGUCGUCGACCGCUGUCGCCGUUGUUGCGUCGUGUCGUCGUCGUCGUCGGCCGGCGGAGUGGGUGAACGGCCAGGUGAGGUCCUGCUGGUGGUGGAGGGUUGGAAGGUUGGAAGAUGGACGGAGCGGGAGACGUGUAUCGAUUAUUUUCCGUCGCCGCCGGCUUUUGGGGGUUUCAAUUAUGGAGGGGACGUGUGGAGGAGUGGCUGCUACCCCGCGUUAGACUGCAAAAAACGAAUAAAGUUUCGCGUAUGUUCCGGCGCACAAUGUGCGUCUGGUCACGUUCGCCGGCCAACAGAGGCUCCUUGA